AUGGGGAACGAGCGUUGGAAAACCGUGGGAGGAGCCUCGCAACUUGAGGAUGGGCAGCAGGAGAAAUCACAGAGGAUGAGCUGCGGGUACAUCCUGUGCACCGUGCUGCUCUCGGUGGCCGUCCUCCUGGCGGUGACAGUCACGGGGGCCAUCCUCUUCAUGAACCACUACCACACGCCCGUCACCGAGUCGCCCCCCGUCAUCAGCACCAACCCCGAGGAAGCCAACGCGCUGGUGACCAUCGAGAAAGCCGACAGCUCCCGCAUCAACAUCUUCAUCGACCCCAACUGCCCCAGCGCUGCCGGCACCCUGGGGCGCAUGGAGGGGCUGCAGACCUCCCUGCUGCGCGCCGUCACCGACCACGACGCCGAGGCCAAGGCCACCAAGAGCCAGCAGAAAGCUCUGCUGGUCACGGUGGCGGAUGAGGUGGCCAAGCUGCUGACCCACGCCGUGCAGCUGCGUGCUGACUGUGACAGCCUCAAGAAAGGGCACAGCGCCAUGGGGCAGGAGCUCAGCGCCCUGCAGGGAGAGCAGGGCAGGCUCAUCCAGCUGCUCUCGGAGAGCCAGACCAACAUGGCCCGGCUGGUGAGCUCUGUCAGUGACGUCCUGGACACGCUGCAGAAGGAGCGCGGCGGAGCCCGGCCCCGGCUCAAGGCUGACCUGCAGCGAGCCCCGGCCAGGGGAGCACGGCCCCGGGGCUGCUCCAACGGCUCCCGGCCCCGAGACUGCUUUGACAUCUAUGUGAGUGGACAGCAAGAGGAUGGGAUUUACUCCAUCUUCCCCACACACUACCCCGAUGGCUUCCAGGUCUACUGUGACAUGACAACGGACGGGGGCGGCUGGACGGUGUUCCAGCGGCGGGAGGACGGCUCUGUGAACUUUUUCCGUGGCUGGGAAGCCUACCGGGAUGGCUUCGGGAAGCUGACAGGAGAGCACUGGUUAGGGCUGAAGAGGAUCCACCUGCUGACGGUGCAGGGCAGCUACGAGCUCCGCAUCGACCUGGAGGACUUUGACAACGGCACCGCCUUCGCCCACUACGGCAGCUUCGGGGUGGGGCUCUUCUCUGUCGACCCCGAGGAGGACGGGUACCCCAUCACCAUCGCCGACUACUCAGGGACAGCAGGUGACUCCUUCCUGAAGCACAACGGGAUGAAGUUCACCACCAAGGACCUGGACAACGACCACUCGGAGAACAACUGCGCCGCUUUCUACCACGGCGCCUGGUGGUACCGCAACUGCCACACGUCCAACCUCAACGGGCAGUACCUGCGGGGCCACCACAGCUCCUACGCCGACGGCAUCGAGUGGUCCUCCUGGACCGGCUGGCAGUAUUCCCUCAAGUUCACCGAGAUGAAGAUCCGGCCCAUCCGGGAGGAGAAUUAG
Sturnus vulgaris (Common starling) is the source of this 1383-nucleotide messenger RNA. It is a transcript of the gene FIBCD1, whose product is annotated as fibrinogen C domain containing 1. Lineage: Eukaryota; Metazoa; Chordata; Aves; Passeriformes; Sturnidae. The record is from RefSeq and is a predicted model, not a curated record.